AUGCCUGCAGCCUGGGUCCUGGCGCUGGUCGUGUGCGGCCUGGGCGGCCCGGCCGCCUGGGGCUGCCUGCAGUGCGACCCCUCCGUGCAGAAGGACCUGCAGGAGCUGCGCUCCGCGCUCGUCCCGGCCCAUUUCCCCUCCGAGGGCCUGCAGGAGCGGGCCCUGGCCCUGCUGUCCGGCAUGGAGGGGCCCUUCUUCAGGGACUACGCCAUGAACGCCUUUGUGGGGAAACUGGAAGUAGAUCGCAUGGAAGGCAUCAGGGCCCUUAUCAAGAACGAAACCCAGGACUUACGGACAAAGUCUCUGACAGACCUUCCCCUCCUGGAGGCGCUGGUGGGCUUCAGGGAGAGGGUGACCAAGGAACUCAAGAAGGCUUUGCGCUCCUAUGAGAUGAAAGCCUGUGAUCAUAAAUUGUGCCGCUUGCUCAAAGAAGAGGUUUUGGACUGCUUAAACUGCCAGAAGAUCACUUCCAUGUGUAUCAGGAACAAAUACUGCUUUGUGGACAGACAGCCUCGCAUGACCCUGAAGUACAAGGACAGCAACUAUCAGAGUGACAUGAAGUUUGUCGGCAUCUCUGUGUCUGUGCUUGUGUCUAUCCUGGUCUUCCUGGCCAUCCUCAUCUCGGCUCUCACAUACAGGGAAAACCGGAAACUCCUGCUGCGGUAG
Molecule: messenger RNA, 666 nt
Organism: Dipodomys ordii (Ord's kangaroo rat)
Lineage: Eukaryota; Metazoa; Chordata; Mammalia; Rodentia; Heteromyidae
Gene: Izumo2
Product: IZUMO family member 2
Exons: 7
Coding region: 1-666 (221 amino acids)
Source: RefSeq, a predicted model, not a curated record